Gadus chalcogrammus (walleye pollock) is the source of this 3517-nucleotide messenger RNA. RefSeq names its product glypican 1a (gene gpc1a). Lineage: Eukaryota; Metazoa; Chordata; Actinopteri; Gadiformes; Gadidae. The record is from RefSeq and is a predicted model, not a curated record. Bases 1 to 1293 code for a protein of 430 amino acids. Gene Ontology annotation, biological process: cell migration; regulation of protein localization to membrane; negative regulation of fibroblast growth factor receptor signaling pathway. Gene Ontology annotation, cellular component: cell surface; extracellular region; synapse. The transcript has 8 exons. Gene Ontology annotation, molecular function: fibroblast growth factor binding.
AUGGACCUCCAUGCUAAAUCGGAGCGCUCGCUGGCGGCCACGCUGUCCCCCCUGGGGGCUGUGUACUCCCAGAACGUGCGCCUGUACGCCGACCUGUACGCUGACCUGCGGCGCUACUACCGAGGCUCCGCCCUCAACCUGGACGAGACCAUCUCUGAGUUCUGGUUCCGGCUCCUCGAGGCGGCGUUCAAGAACGCAGCCGCUGCCAAGACGAGCCUAUCAGAGGAGUACCUGGAGUGCGUUGCCAAGCAGCGGGAGGUUCUGCGGCCGUUCGGCGAGGCGCCGCGCGACAUGAAGGCCAAGGUGACGCGGGCGUUCGUCACGGCGCGCUCCUUCGCCCAGGGGCUGUCCGUCGCCGGAGAGGUGGUCAAGAAGGUGUCCCAGGUGUCCCUGAGCCCUGAGUGCGAGAGGGCCCUGAUGAAGCUGGUCUACUGCCCUCACUGCCGCGGUCUGGCCUCCGUCAAGCCCUGCCCCAACUACUGCUCCAACGUCAUGAAGGGCUGCCUGGCCAAUCAGGCCGACCUGGACGCGGAGUGGCAGAACCUCAUUGACACUUUGCUCCAGGUGGCUUCCAGCUUCAGCACAGAGCCCAGUGUGGACGUGGUCCUUUCCUCCAUCCCUGCACGCAUCUUCGAGGCAGUGGGCUACCUUCAGGACAGCAUGGACACUUUCACUGCCAAGGUGUACCAGAUGUGUGGAGCCCUGGAUGAGUCCGGGACCGGGAGCCCCCCCUCUCAGGAGCAGCAGAGGAAGAAAGGGGCUUCUCUCACAGCCUCUCCGACGGCCGGCCUCAGGCUGGAGAUGCAGGUGUCGGACCUGUCCAGUAAGCUGAGAGAGAUGCAGCAGUACUGGGUACAGCUGCCGGCCGCGCUCUGCAGCAAGCUGGCCUCUUCCAGCAGCUCCAGCCAGGACAAGUGCUGGAACGGCAUGGCCAAGGCCAGGUACCUUCCAGAAGUGAUGGGUGACGGACUGGCCAAUCAGAUCAACAACCCAGAGGUAGACCUUGACAUCACCAAGCCAGACAUGACUAUCCGACAGCAGAUCAUGCAGCUCAAAAUGAUGAGCAACAGGCUGAAGAACGCACUGGAUGGCAACGAUGUGGACUUCCAGGAUGCGAGUGAUGACAUCAGCGGCUCCGGCAGUGGGAUGUGCCAGACGGGGCACUGUGCCAGGAGCCGACCGGGCGGCUACCCGCCUGAUAACAACCGGGUGCGAGCCGGCACUGAACCCCAGAGCCGCCUCUACAGAAUCCUAAUCCUCUUCCCAUUGGCUGUGCUGCUGCUCCUGCGAUGAUGGACAGAUGUUGCCUCCUUUAAGACUGAGUUCCAGGACUACGGUGGAACCACGGGAAGGACCUUUUGGAAAUGGACCAAGAAUUAUGCAGACCUUUGCCCCUUCCAGAAAAAAAAGGGAUGAACUAAUUUCUGUUCUUAUCGUAGAACAUGACAAAACCCCUUUUCUUUGUCAUUGUAUGUGUCUGUGUUUGGUGAGAUUCAGUAACGUUGAGCUGGUCUUUUGCUUCUGCUGUCUCUUAACAUUGUUUAAAAAAGGAUUGAGAUGAAAGAGAAGAACAGUAGGAAUAAAACUAAGGUUUGUAAAGUGAUCACAGACUAUAGUAAUGAUGUGAAGAGUAUCAUGUGUGAUGGUUGGAUUUACCUUGCCUGAUGUAAUGAUGAUAACAUUGAACACUGAUAGUGAUGCUCGGUCAUUCUAACAAAAGAGCUCUGGAUUUAACAUAACUGUGUUCUCUUUGGUUACAUGGUCGGGAAGCUGUAAUUCCGAAAAAAGAAAAGAAACCUUCCCUUACUUAUCCAAGGUUUCACUUUUGGGGAUCUUUUGAGAUUUGAUGAAGAGACCCUUUCUGAUCAAUACAACCAAGGGCACAACAGCACCAAUGUGAACUGAAUGUUGCAGACUUGGUUCUUCCUGCAAAAAUGAUGUUUCCAUGGAGCCGAUGCAUGAGCCUGCCCUGGAUUGUGUGAUAAACAUGACCAUCAACUAUGUGCUACCAUCGGAAAAUUUGAACCGCUACAGCUGCCUUUUAUUCUGGCUAUCUGUUUGAGAGUUUGAUUUCACCUGAUUCAUUCUGUGUACAGUACAUACAAUGAUGUUUUUUAAUGUUGGCAUUGUAAGCUCUGAGCUUUUGUGUAGAUGAGUAAAACGUUUCUCGUAUUGGUGUACCCUGAGUGGGAUUUCUUUGAGAAAUCACACUUUUCUGUACACAGGUGACUUCUGGCUAAUGGUAUUUGGACACAUGUCCCACAUGAGAAUGUAUCUGAGAUAUUGCUGUCAAAUUGCCCUGACUUUGGCCUUUUUUUGACACAACUGAAUGGUGACAACAUUAUUCAAAGCUCUUAUUACUGCAAAUUUGCAAUUUGAUCAAAUCAAACUGCAACUCUGCAAAUGAAAACUGCACAGGAUUUCAGAUUUGACGCCUAAAAGCAGGGAUUUUUCCGUUAAAUUAGGAACCUGUUUCAUUGGAUGAGGACCAGCAAUUUCAAACGAAAACCGAAACCAAUUGAAAUAUUACACUUUUUUACAUUUCUCUCUUUGAACUAUACUAUGCUGGAAAAUACAUGCGCACAGCCAUGCUUGAGACAAUGCACAACAUUUCAAGGAGCAUGGAAAAUCUGUCACAUUCACAUUUUAUAAGAAGGAAUUCAGGGUUUUACAUAAACAAUUAACCUUACUUUGCACUUCCAGGUAAACGUUAAGCUCUUUAUAUUCACACUCAAAUAUCCAGCCCCAAAUAUAAAUGCUUUAAAGGGGGCCACACGCGGUUUCAUCGAUAAAGUUGGUGUUUAAACAUUUAGGCAUAAUCAAUAACACAGUUCAUGUAUUAAAAGCUCUUCUUUAGCGUUUCGAUUUCAGCACAUCUGCAUGCAGGGCCUGUUAUGUUCUUACUCCAUUUGUUCAUUGUUCUUUUAUUUCAAGUCUAAUUAAGGUUUAAAUCGUUAAGGAGGUUCCAGUAGAACAAUAGUGCUGUUUAUAAGAAAGACCUGACCUCGAUUCUACAUUGACUGUCUAUCCCCACCUGUCCUACCACCACAGUGUUGCCUGGCAAACGUGAGGCCUUCAACACCACGAUAUACCUGUGAGGUCCACCGGACCACAGUGGGCUAGCUCUAGUGUGAUCAUGCACACACGCACAUGCACGCACACAGACACACGCACAUACACACUCACUGCUGAUGGAAAUGUAGAUACAUUCACUCUCAUAUCUGUUUGUUUCUUGCCUGUCAUGUCUUUAAAGAUGUUGAUAAUAAUAAAAAUUGCUAUUUGUGUCCAGUGGAAUAACUACAUGUGAUUAUCAUCGACAUUGGUUUCUCAAGGGAUUUCAAGCAUGACUUGAUUGAUAUUUGUAAAUUGAGACCAAAACCAAACACACAAAUCCGUAUAACAGAGUAUGCGGAGUAUAUAACACUGAGAACAUAACGAUCUACCCAUCUACUCAGCUGAAAACACACAGACUGCCCAGCGAAACUCUUCUAUGUAUUGUAUGAAAUAUUUGAAUAAA